UGGAACAAAAGCCAGAAACCUGAAGAUAUACUGUCCCAGUGGGAAGCUGUAUAUGCUGAAGCCAGGGCUCUUGACCUUCCAGAAGUGAGUGGCGACAGAGCUCAAAAGGACUUUAUUCAAGCAAUCCGCGCUAUCGACGAUUCAUAUGUUACAGCACUUGAAGUCAACAUUGAACAAAAAGAAUUAGACGGCGGUAAAAUACCAGAAUUAUACUGCCUAAUUGAGCGAUUCCGCAACCACGUUCGUAAGCAAGACUCUCUCAAGGGACUCAAUUCUACACACGCUUCUUUUUCAACCACAGAACAGCAAGAGCCACGACAGCAAUCCUUUAAAGGAAGAGCACUUACAACACCAUCACAAGCCUGUCCGUACGAAUGCUACUGUGGAGAAGGAAAGCACUGGUUCAGAGACUGUUUUUACAUCAACAAGAAGAUUAGGACACAAACCUGGACUGGAAAAUACGACAUCUUUGUCAAGAUCAACGAGUCUCUCAAUAAUCCACAACGAACGAGGACAAAAGCGCACCUGAAAAGGAACUUUGAGUACGACUCUGACGCACCUAUUCCAAAAGGAGCUGUUAAUACAAAAGCUCACGGCGACUUCGCCACUUCAUAUAAGUCCAGUUUUAGCACGUCAGCAGACCAGAAUAG
Hymenoscyphus albidus is the source of this 650-nucleotide messenger RNA. Lineage: Eukaryota; Fungi; Ascomycota; Leotiomycetes; Helotiales; Helotiaceae. The record is from the annotation of a GenBank genome assembly.